GUACCACAGGCGCAUCAUCGGGUUCUCCCUAUCCUGCUAUGGAUGGGGCACCGCCUAGGAGUGGUGGCGGUGGUGGAGGAGGAGGUGCCAUGAGGUCUAGGGAGUCGGAUGACCGGAAGUUGUUCGUUGGCGGCUUGCCGGCUCCCUGUGAAAAGCAGCACAUGGACGGCUAUUUCUCGCAGUUUGGUCCUGUCGAGCACUCCGUCGUCAUGUUUGACCGUAACACUGGCCGUUCCAGAGGGUUCGGCUUCGUUGUGUACAGCCAGGUCACGGACAUGGAAACCUGCCUGGCAAGUGGCCCGCAUGUUCUUCUGGAUAAGACGGUUGAUGUUAAGAGGGCAUCUCAGGGCCCCUCACAGAAUGGUGGAAAAGCAGGUGGUAAGGGGUUCGGCGGUGGCAAAGGUGGUAAAGGAGGAUAUGGUGGCGGUAAAGGCAGUGGGGACUUUGGGUACGGCAGAGUAGCGGCUCCCAGCGAGAGUAGUGACAACCCAUGUAAGGUCUUCGUUGGCGGCUUGCCCAACAGUUGUGAUCAAGCACGUUUGAAUGACCACUUUUCCCGGUAUGGUACAGUAGCUGAAGCCCUGGUUAUGUACGACCGCGAGACGGGACGUCAUAGAGGUUUUGGCUACGUUAUUUACUCGUCACCGGCUGAUGCUGAGGCUGCUAUUGCAGGCGGAGAUGCUAACGUGAUCGAUGACAAACAUGUGGAGGUCAAGCAUGCCCGUCGCGAGGGAUCUCGUGGAAAGGGUAAAGGGCGCCCAAUGGGGUCUUACGGUGGUGGCGACUCGGGUGGGUACGGUCAAAGGCUUCCAUCAUAUCAGUCUGGAGGUUAUCACUCACCACAACCACCGAUGUAUAACGGUGGUUCGUAUCAACAACAGCCUAUGCCCGCGCCUGGGCAGUAUGGUGGUAGCUAUGGCUCCUCACAGUAUGGUGGGGCUAGACAAGACAGCAGCGGCUAUGUAGCGGCACCUUCUAGUGGUUAUGGAGGAUACCCUCAGCAGCAGCAGCAGCAGCAGGGCUAUGGCGGUCAACCUCCUCCUCAAUAUAGGGCCAGUCCCUAUUAGCGGCUGUAUAUUACUUUUAGAGGAUAUUUUGAGAAGUCGCCCCAGUAACGAUAGAGUAAAUGUAUUUAAAAUGAUUGUCUCGCUAGUGGCUGAUCGAUCCAACUACUAUCAAUCGUAAUGGGUGCUGCUUCAUCGUCGAUACGACCAUGGUAUCGUCCUUUCCGCUGUGACACUUUAAUGGUGACACCCUGUCACACGAG
Perkinsus marinus ATCC 50983 is the source of this 1267-nucleotide messenger RNA. Its product is annotated as Pre-mRNA-splicing factor SF2, putative. Lineage: Eukaryota; Perkinsozoa; Perkinsida; Perkinsidae. Gene Ontology annotation, molecular function: RNA binding. Bases 39 to 1067 code for a protein of 342 amino acids. The record is from RefSeq and is a predicted model, not a curated record. The transcript is spliced from 10 exons.